Formica exsecta is the source of this 1472-nucleotide messenger RNA. Its product is annotated as nuclear receptor 2C2-associated protein. The transcript has 5 exons. Lineage: Eukaryota; Metazoa; Arthropoda; Insecta; Hymenoptera; Formicidae. The record is from RefSeq and is a predicted model, not a curated record. Bases 223 to 636 code for a protein of 137 amino acids.
CGUGAACGCGGCCAAUGUUCGCUGUUCAUCGCUGUUUGAUGUUUAGAGAAGCGCCAGUGUUUAAUUAUAUUUUUUUAUAAUUUAUAAGCUACUCCACACGCACACACACACACACACACACAUAUAAACGACUGAGUAGAGUAACGGAAUUGCGCAUGAAAUUGUAACAAGUAUGAUAACUUACUUUGCUAUAAACGGAAAACUAACGAGUAACGAGUCGAUAUGUCUUCUUUGUUGCAAGGAAACAAAUUUGACUGCCGGGUUAGUUCGGUGCUAAACAAAAAUGUUCGAUCUUACGGAAAGAAGUACAUGUUUGAUAAUUCCAAUGAAACGUGUUGGAAUUCUGAUGCAGGAAGCCCACAAUGGAUUGUUAUUAACUUUGAAGAAGAAUGUAACGUUUCUAGUUUUGAAAUAGAAUUUCAAGGUGGAUUUGUUGGAAAAGAUUGUCAUGUAGAGGCUGGCAAUGACAAGAAAGAUAUGACAGUUGUGGAAGCAUUUUAUCCAAAAGAUGCAAAUAAACUACAGCGAUUUAACUUAAAGACCCAGAUCAAAGCCAAGACUUUUAAAUUUGUAUUUAAUCAAAGUACUGAUUUUUUUGGCAGGAUUAUUAUAUACAAUUUGUCAUUAUACUCAUGAUAUUAAAUAUAUCUUGAUAACUUUAUAAUAUUACAUAGGAUAUUUCGGCGAAAGAUAUUUACACAAAUACUGCAAUUUGUGGACAGAUUAUUUUAUUUAAUUCUGCAAUAUAUAUUAUACAAUUUUUGUUGUUUUCUGUUUAUUAGUAGAAUAAUAAGCAUUAAUAAGUAAAAAGAUCUUUUCUGUAUAUAUGUGUUAUUUGUUUAAUUAAUUACAUAGGAGUUUCUUAGAUUACAUAAAGAUUAAUUGAUGUAUAUACUUUGAUUAACUAUUAAUUUAUAUAAUUUGUUCUCUUUAACUAAAAUUUUUAUUUUUUUUUCUUGCAUUGCAUUAUUCUACUUUUUUUAACUAUUAUACAAUAAUAGUUAAUAUAUAUCGUACGUAGAGUACAUAUAAAUAAUUAUUAUGAAUGAUAAAAAAAGAAAUUAUUUCAAUACUACAAAAAAUUGUUACAUUUACCAUGUAGUUUUCCUUAUAUCGCAUUUACAAUUGGUUGAGCACUGGCUGGCCGAGCUGAAAAAGGUUAAAGGCUGAAAUUUUAUGUCGUCGACAGCAAAACCUCCAUUACUGGCGCUUCCUUCGAGAAUAAGUCGAUAUGGAAUUCGUGCUUCGAUUGUCACUUGGGCUGGCAUCCAUACUGGUCGUGGAUUGUUAAACCCUUUAGCUGUUAGUGACCAUAGCUGCAACAAUGAAAUGACAAGUGUAGAACAAAAGUGCAUAUAUAUUCGUUUUCACAAAUGAAUACUCGUUUUAAUGUUUGUACUGGUUGUCCUUGCUCGUCCUCGUUUUCCUCAUCAGCCUUUUCGCUAGGCAUCUUGAUUACUCGCAAAGCAGUG